Leptosia nina is the source of this 726-nucleotide messenger RNA. Lineage: Eukaryota; Metazoa; Arthropoda; Insecta; Lepidoptera; Pieridae. The record is from the annotation of a GenBank genome assembly.
AUGUCUCAUUAUCAAUUUAAGACUGCAGGUCCUCUACCACCACCGGCGUUGGCGCCUAACAAAGUGCGUUUAUUCCAGGUGGAUAUGAACCCGUAUGGACACAGGGUUCUUCUAAUCCUAGAUGCGAAACGAGCAAAGUAUGAGGUGUACGAAAUGGAUCCGUUACGGCUCCCCGAAUGGUUCAAAGCGAACAAUCGGAGAUGUAAAAUACCAGUACUUGAAGUCCACACAGACCACGCUGACAAAUGUUUGUUUGAGAGCGUUGUUAUCUGUGACUACUUGGACGAGAAGUACACGCACAAUAAGUUACAUUCGAGUGAUCCUUUCACUAAGGCGCAAGAUAGACUUCUUAUCGAGAGAUUUAAUGAGUUAAUCAAAGGAAGCCUGGAAUGUUUCGAUACAAACUUUGUGUUUGGCGGUCAACAGAUUUUGCAAACCUUGGACAUAUUUGAAAAGGAACUAGUCACGAGAGGUACAAACUACUUUGGAGGUAGCCGACCGGGCAUGUUAGAUUAUAUGAUCUGGCCGUGGGUGGAGCGUCUAUAUCUCGUGAGGGUGGUCGCUGAAAAGAAAUUCGACGAGAAAAGGGGGGCAUAUCCUAACUUUGCUGAUUGGGCUGACCAAAUGCAACUAGACGAAGUGGUGAAGAAGCACGCGCGUUCUCCCCAAGAGUAUCUAGACUAUUACAAGAACGCAAGAACACUUUCCAUGUCCUACUAUUUAUAA